AUGCCUGGUCACCUACGCACCCGCUUAAAGCGCGUACUCACCGCUGGCUCGCACAAGCAUGCAAAGCCAGACGAGCCAGAGUCGGACUUUUACAAGCCUGGCGAGAAGAUGCCUCCGCUAAAAUACCGUCGCGCAGUCGACCCGGAACACAAGAAGAAACUCGAGGCUUUUAGCUUUUCCACAGCCUGGCGUCGGCACAGCAAUGCUUCGCUGUACUCGCCCAUGGGAAGCAGGCUGCCGAGUCGCAGGAGCAGUUUUAGGAGACGCAGCCGUAGCCGUAGUAUGCACCGAAGCCGGAGAGGAAGCUGUGCCUCGGACUAUGAUGCUGAAGAGUGGGUAGACAGCGGCAUUGGAGCGAGCAUUGCCGGUGACGACAGACCUGCCAACAUCAAAGAGGCGUCCGAUGACGAGGGCGAUGUGCUAAAUGUUGGCCUCUCCCGAAACCCAACCGAGGACCCUCGCGACGCCCGCCGGAAACCGUCACAAGGCGCUCAACGCUCGGAUUCCAUCCGACAAUCGUCACGACCAGCCACGGGCUCUGAUCGCACUCGUCAGCCCUCGCAACCUUUUACAGCCGAAGAACUCGAGAUUGCGCUACAAAAGUCGCACCUUGAGGCCACGCGAGAAGAAUCGGAUAGAGAGAGCCCAUUCGAGGACUUUGACGACCCAAGUCCUUUCCUGAGGCCGCGUGGUGGAUCCAUCUACGUGCCUUACAACGGUCAAGGUACCCCGCCAAAGCUGCCUUUCUGGGGGACUGCCUUUCCAUCGUGCGACGACGCUCCCUCUGCCGGCCAUUUCUCGCGACGAGCUUCCGUUUUCUUAUCGCAUUCUGGAGCCUGUACCCCGCAGUAUGAGCGCCGCGAAUCCUACUUCGUUCCAAGAGACGCGCCCGGUCUGACCCAGGCACGUCGAUCAUCUGCGUAUUCUACUGAAGAGGACAACGAUGAGGAAGUCGUCUUCGUAGCUGCUGAAGAGGAGUUUGUUGAAGAGUGUGUUUGCCCGCCCCCUGCUCCAGCUGCUGUUCCGCCCCGAAAAGUACAGCCUUGUGCGCCCUGCGACGCUGUUGCCGCCAUUCUCGCCAGGCCCGAUUGAUUUUCUGUCCGGGCUACUGGUUUAGCCUCCAUUUUACGCUGUUAAUAUUCGAUGCGCGCGGCUUGUACAUAUCGUCUAUUGCAUUUCACUGGCGUUUUUCCAUGUAAGAACCCUCGGAUUGGUUCCAUGUCUCCGUGCCAGGGGCUGGCAUUCUCUUUCAUUCACUCUAGAUGCAUUGGGCUGGAACGUCUUAUAGACUGCAUUCAUCAAGGGAUUCCUUACUUGGUAUUACUACUGCGAGAAAUUUGCUUUUUUCUUGCCUUGCAUUCUCGGUUUCUCAUUACUCUUCUUCUUCACCUUCAGUCCAAGGUGGCUUUCCAGACUACGGGUGGAAUCCUAAUACUAGAUAAUCAUCAUAAUCUACGAGUUCACCACAUAA
This is a messenger RNA of Pyrenophora tritici-repentis Pt-1C-BFP, 1471 nucleotides long. RefSeq lists its product as uncharacterized. The record is from RefSeq and is a predicted model, not a curated record. Lineage: Eukaryota; Fungi; Ascomycota; Dothideomycetes; Pleosporales; Pleosporaceae.